UUGAGAGGCAAAGAGACAGAGUGUGAGUGGGGGAGGGACAGAGAGAGAGGGAGACACAGAAUCCGAAGCAGGCUCCAGGCUCUGAGCUGUCAGCACAGAGCCCGACGUGGGGCUCGAACUCAUGAACUGUGAGAUCAUGACCUGAGCUGAAGUCAGAUGCCCAACUAACUGAGCCACCCAGGCACCCCACGGAUUUUGUUUUUCAAGGGGUUAUUCAUGUUUCACUUGAAAACCUGGACUGAAUGCAUGUCAGACUCUCCAAACGUGGUGUAACUGGUGCUGGUUGACUUUUCAAACAUCCUUAGCAAGUUCACCAAAACCUUGACAGCGGAGCUCCUUAACUGUCAGCCUCUGCUGAACCAGGUAAAGAAUGUGUAUGCAUUUAAGUAGAUUAUUAAUAAAAUCUUAAGGAUCAGAUGGGGGUUGGAUAAUAACUUUAUUCAGAUAGAAUGUUUUCAAACAUCUUAGGUUCUUCAAAUGCGAAGAAAGGACUUAACCUGCUUCACUAAAAAUGUGUUCUUAAAAGCCACGUCUGUGUAAAACUGAGAAAAUGAGGACACAAAAUGUAAUCUUAUGUUCAUAUUAUUUUUCCAGAUAAUAACCUGAUCAAACCUUGUGCACUCAGAAAAGUAUACGUUUUUCCCCCUCCCUGUUUUGCCCACAUUUUCAAGGAUUUGGUGCAUCUCCAUCCCCCCAUUUCUAUAAGGUCAAGGGAAUGACCAAGCUGUUGACCAUUCAGGGCAUAUUUGUAGGUAUCUUUUCUUCUUGAUAGAAGAGCUGAAUACUAUUUUGUUAAAUCCUUGGUGGGCAAUGAAUAAAUCUGUUUUUCUUCCAAUUGGAAUUGCAUGCAAGACGUAAAAAAUUGCUUGGGUAUCAAAAUGAUGUGAUGUAAGGAAACCAGAGGUAACCGAGAUCCCUCACUUCCAUUUUAAGAUUGACCUUUAACUUGCUACAUGGCAUCGAACAACUGUAGCAGCAGAUGGCCUUCUCAGUGGUGAGUGCCCAGAGAGACUCUGCUUCAAGGGCUGUAAGGAGCCACACCAGGGUGUCCUGUUCAACAACGAGCCUGCUUCUUGGGACUGGACUUGCUCCAUUGCUGCCUGGGCUCUGAGAGUGGAGUCUGGCAGCCAUCUGGUGUUUGUGACUGACGUCUGCCACAAGCAGUAUCCUUUGGAGCUACCUAAUGGGGAAAUGAAGCGAAAAUAAUUGAAGGGUAUUUGACGUGGUUAUGUGGGCAGAAGUGUCCUCACCAAAACAGCUUGGAAGUUGUGCUUUGUGUAUGGGUGUGGGUGGGUGUGUGGCCCUUAACUUUUCUCAAGGGGUGACGACAGCAAGGAAUUAACCCAGCUUCCUCAUCCAGGCACGACCUGUAUUUACUUACUCAGAUGACACUGUUGCAGCUUCAGGUUCAGACAGACUAUUUUGAGGACCCCUGACUGCUUUCUGGACACCCUCUUUGAGCCAAGUGGUGAAAAUGAAAGAUGAGUGAUUUUGAUGAAUGGAUUUCUGGAAAAUACAGAAAAAUGGAAGAAGGUCCUCUCCCUCUGUUGACUUUUGCUACUGCUCCCUACUAUGACCAGAAACCAGGAACUAGUGGAUUACGGAAGAAAACCUAUUGUUUUGAGGCGAAGCCAUGUUAUCUGGAGAAUUUCAUCCAGAGUCUAUUUUUUUCCAUAGACCUUAAAGAUCGCCAGGGAUCCUCACUGGUAGUUGGUGGAGAUGGGAGGUAUUUUAAUAAAUCGGCGAUAGAAACAAUAGUGCAGAUGGCGGCCGCUAAUGGGAUUGGUCGCUUGGUUAUUGGGCAGAAUGGGAUCCUCUCUACCCCUGCUGUAUCCUGCAUCAUUAGAAAGAUCAAAGCCAUUGGUGGGAUCAUUCUGACAGCCAGCCACAACCCGGGAGGGCCCAAUGGAGAUUUUGGAAUCAAAUUUAAUAUUUCCAAUGGAGGUCCUGCUCCAGAAGCAAUAACUGAUAAAAUCUUCCAAAUCAGCAAGACAAUUGAAGAAUAUGCAAUUUGCCCUGACCUGAAAAUAGACCUUGGAGUUCUGGGAAAGCAGCAGUUUGACCUGGAAAACAAGUUCAAACCAUUCACAGUGGAAAUUGUGGACUCUGUGGAAGCUUAUGCUACAAUGCUGAGAAACAUCUUUGAUUUCAACGCACUGAAGGAACUGCUUUCUGGUCCAAACCGACUAAAGAUUCGUAUAGAUGCCAUGCAUGGAGUCGUGGGACCGUAUGUGAAGAAGAUCCUCUGCGAAGAACUCGGUGCCCCUGCGAACUCAGCAGUUAACUGUGUUCCUCUGGAAGACUUUGGAGGCCACCAUCCUGACCCCAACCUCACUUACGCUGCUGACCUGGUGGAGACCAUGAAGACAGGAGAGCACGACUUUGGGGCUGCUUUUGAUGGAGAUGGGGAUCGAAACAUGAUUCUGGGCAAGCACGGGUUCUUUGUCAACCCGUCAGACUCCGUGGCUGUCAUUGCUGCCAACAUCUUCAGCAUUCCGUAUUUCCAGCAAACUGGGGUCCGAGGCUUUGCCCGCAGCAUGCCCACCAGUGGGGCCCUGGACCGGGUGGCUAAUGCUACAAAGAUCGCUUUGUAUGAGACCCCAACUGGCUGGAAGUUUUUUGGGAAUUUGAUGGAUGCGAGCAAACUGUCCCUUUGUGGGGAGGAGAGCUUUGGGACCGGUUCUGACCACAUCCGUGAGAAAGAUGGACUCUGGGCUGUCCUUGCUUGGCUCUCCAUUCUAGCCACCCGCAAACAGAGUGUGGAGGACAUUCUUAAGGAUCACUGGCAAAAGUAUGGCCGGAAUUUCUUCACCAGGUAUGACUAUGAGGAGGUGGAAGCUGAGGGCGCCAACAAAAUGAUGAAGGACUUGGAGGCCCUGAUAUCCGAUCGCUCCUUUGUGGGGAAACAGUUCCCAGUGGGUGAUAAAGUUUACACUGUGGAGAAAAUUGACAACUUUGAAUACAGUGAUCCAGUGGAUGGAAGCAUUUCAAGGAAUCAGGGCUUGCGGCUCAUUUUUGCAGAUGGUUCUCGCAUCAUCUUUCGACUGAGCGGCACUGGGAGUGCAGGGGCCACCGUUCGACUAUAUAUCGACAGCUAUGAGAAGGACAUUGCCAAGAUCUACCAGGACCCCCAGGUCAUGUUGGCUCCCCUUAUUUCCAUUGCUCUGAAGGUGUCCCAACUCCAAGAAAGGACGGGACGCACUGCACCCACUGUUAUCACCUAAGAAGACAGGCCAGAUGCAGUACGUCCCUCCACCCCGGACCCUCCAAGUCAUCUGAUUGAAGAGCACGGACAGAAGCAAAGCGUAUUCACCCAGGCUUUUUAGGAUUCGUUUUUUCCACUAACCAGUUGUUGAUGAAUGGCACAUUAGUGCGACACUGCCAUUUGUGGGAAAGAGGAAAAGAGGACCCAGGGGCUUAUGCUAAUGCCACCUCCUUUUUGUGCCCUUAGGCCCUGCUGCUGUGUGGGUAUUUGUCUCCCUAGCACCAGCUUCUGUUGACUACAAUGUGAGAUGGAGGUUGAGCAUCAGCUAGUGAGGCCAUUUCUCAUCCUUAGGAUGUACCAACGACAGGACACUGCAGCUUUUGUUCUCUUCCGUGAAUUCUUUCCCCAUUAACUGUUUACAUGUGAUCCAGCAAAAUGCAAUUUCUGGUGCCUUCUCUCCAGUCAGUUCUUUCCUCAGAGUGAGACGUACUUGUCUACAGAUUUCUGCCGUGGUUUGCAACAUAGUCCCAGUCACACAAAUAUUUUGGGAUAUUAAAGCAAAAUAAGCUA
Molecule: messenger RNA, 3775 nt
Organism: Panthera uncia (snow leopard)
Lineage: Eukaryota; Metazoa; Chordata; Mammalia; Carnivora; Felidae
Gene: PGM1
Product: phosphoglucomutase 1
Exons: 11
Coding region: 1482-3224 (580 amino acids)
Biological process (GO): carbohydrate metabolic process
Cellular component (GO): cytosol
Molecular function (GO): magnesium ion binding; phosphoglucomutase activity
Source: RefSeq, a predicted model, not a curated record